UGGGUCGCUCCCACCGGAGGACACCGGCUUGAGCCCAUUUAGGCACCGAAGAGAGGAGACGGUGGCCACCGGGAGGAGAGGGACUCUUCAAGACUCGGUAUUUGUCCGCCUGUCUCGUUGAGGAGGAGGAGGUGGAGGAGGAGGAGGAGGAGAGGGAUACAUCAGCGCUGCUGGAGCUGCCUUUUUUGUUGUUCUUCUAUCGGGGCUGCAGUGAAAGUCGUUCAUGAUGCCGGUGUUUCACACCAAGACCAUAGAGAGCAUCCUGGAGCCGGUGGCCCAGCAGAUCUCCCACCUGGUCAUCAUGCACGAGGAGGGGGAGGUGGACGGCAAAGCCAUCCCGGAUCUGUCGGUGCCGGUGGCCGCUGUGCAGGCGGCUGUCAGCAACCUUGUCCGCGUGGGGAAGGAAACAGUUCAAACCACAGAAGACCAGCUGAUGAAGAGAGACAUGCCUCCUGCUUUUAUUAAGGUGGAGAACUCAUCCUCCAAGCUUGUCCAGGCAGCUCAAAUGCUCAAAGCAGAUCCGUACUCCGUUCCUGCAAGGGAUUACCUGAUCGAUGGAUCCAGGGGGAUACUGUCUGGGACGUCCGACCUGCUCCUUACCUUUGAUGAAGCAGAGGUGCGUAAGAUCAUCCGAGUGUGUAAAGGCAUCUUAGAGUAUCUGACAGUAGCUGAGGUGGUGGAAACCAUGGAGGACCUCAUCACGUACACCAAGAACCUCGGACCAGGGAUGACCAAAAUGUCAAAGAUGAUUGAGGAGAGGCAGCAGGAGUUGACGCACCAGGAGCACAGACAGAUGCUCAUCAACUCCAUGAACACGGUCAAAGAGCUACUGCCUGUCCUCAUCUCAGCUAUAAAGAUUUUUGUUGCAACAAAGAGCAGCCGAGGAGCCGGUGUCGAGGAGGCAGAGAGGAACCGAAAGUUCACCUUUGAAAAGAUGAGCGCUGAAAUGCACGAGAUCAUUAGAGUCUUACAGCUCACCACAUGGGAUGAAGAUACUUGGGCCAAUAAGGAUAUGGAGGCUUUGAAGAGAUCUUUGGCUUUGAUUGAGUCGAAGAUGGCACAGGCUAAAAGCUGGCUGAAAGACCCUCAUGGACAGCCAGCGUGUUGUCCUCUAGGAGACCCUGGUGAGGUGGCGCUGCGUGUGAUCCUGGAUGAAGCUGGUAAGGUGGGAGAGCUGUGUGCUGGGAAAGAGAGGAAAGACAUACUGGCAACCACUAAGGCUCUGGGACAAAUGUCAGACCAAAUUGCAGAUUUACGAGUCAGAGGCCAGGGCCCAACACCGGGAUGUGUGCAGCGAGCGGGCCAGUGCUCACAGGGCUUAGAUUUGCUUUUUGGCAAAGUGGACAGCGCCGCACGCAGACUGGAAGCUCUAAUCAAUGCCAAGCAGGCCAUUGCUAGAAGACUGGAUGCUGCACAGGCCUGGCUGGCCGAUCCUAACGGUGGUGCUGAGGGAGAGGAGAACAUCAGAGCACUUCUAGCAGAGGCUAAACGCAUCGCCGAUCUUUGUGAAGACCCCAAAGAGAGGGAUGACAUCCUUCGGUCCAUAAACGAGAUUGCAGGACUUGCCGCCCGGCUUGUGGAGCUACGCAAACAGGGUAAAGGUGACAGCCCAGAGGCCCGCGCACUUGCAAAGCAGAUUGGAGCGGCGCUACUGAACCUACAGUCCAAAACCAACCGGGCUGUGGCCAACAUGAGACCCGCAAAGCCUGCUGUCACUUUGGAGGGCAAGAUGGAGCAGGCCCUCCGCUGGGUGAACAACCCCGGGGUGGAUGAUAGAGGCGUAGAGUGUGAGAGGCUACAGUGGAUCACAGGUCAGGCGGCAAUCAGAGGGAUGGUUGGCGAGGGGAAGAGGUUGGCAGGAGGCUUGUUAGGCCCGUACCGACAGGAUAUGAUUGGUCGUUGUGACCGGACAGAAGCACUGAUGACGUCUUUGGCGGACAUGGCCAACAGGGGAGAAGCUGAGGCUCCUCACGCACGAGCCACAGCUGCACAACUGCAGGACACCCUCAAGGACCUAAGGCAGCACAUGCAGGAAGUGAUGACCCAGGAGGUGUCAGAUGUUUUCAGCGACACCACCACACCGAUCAAGCUGCUGGCAGUUGCUGCAACUGCUCCUCCUGAUGCCCCCAACCGAGAGGAGGUCUUCGAGGAGCGAGCAGGAAACUUUGAGACCCACGCAGGUCGGCUGGGUGCGACCGCUGAGAAAGCCGCUGCCGUGGGAACGGCCAACAAAAGCACAGUGGAGGGCAUCCAUGCUGCUGUGAAACAUGCCAGGGAGCUAACACCACAGGUGACCUCCGCAGCUCGGAUCCUGCUGAAGAAUCCCGGUAACAAAGCAGCAUACGAGCACUUUGACACCAUGAAGAACCAGUGGAUUGACAACGUGGAAAGAAUGACUGGUCUGGUUGAUGAAGCCAUCGACACCAAAUCUCUUUUAGAUGCUUCCGAAGAGGCUAUAAAGAAGGACAUUGAUAAGUGUCGAGUUGCCAUGGCAAAUGUUCAGCCCCAAAUGCUAGUUGCUGGGGCAACAAGCAUAGCAAGGCGAGCUAACCGGGUCCUGUUGGUGGCUAAGAAGGAAGUUGAGAACUCCGAAGACCCCCGGUUCAGAGACACAGUGAAGCAUGCCUCAGACAUCCUCUCUCACACCAUCUCACCCAUGGUGAUGGAUGCCAAGGCAGUGGCUGGGAACAUCCAGGAUAAAGCUCUACAGAAAGCUUAUCUUGACUCGUGUUUGAGGAUCCUGGCUGCCGUGGGAAAAGUUAGAGAAGCCUUUCAACCUCAGGAACCAGACUUCCCUCCUCCUCCGCCUGACUUGGACCAACUCCACGUUAACGAUGAACAGGCACCACCAAAACCUCCCUUACCAGAGGGCGAGGUGCCCCCUCCGCGGCCCCCACCACCAGAAGAAAAGGAUGAGGAGUUCCCAGAGCAGAAAGCCAGCGAGGUGCUAAGCGAGCCCAUGAUGGUAGCAGCCAGGCAGCUGCAUGACGAAGCAAGCAAGUGGUCGAGCAAGCCUGAGGAUGAGGAGGCAGUAGAGGAGAGGGAGGUAGAUGAUGAAGAUGAGUUUACUGAUGGCGAGGAUGACUAUGAGCCAGAAUUGCUGAUGAUGCCAUCCAACCAGCCUGUCAAUCAGCCCAUUCUGGCGGCUGCCCAGUCUCUCCACCAGGAGGCCCGCAAGUGGUCAAGCAAGGGUAACGACAUCAUAGCAGCGGCCAAGCGAAUGGCUCUGCUGAUGGCAGAAAUGUCUCGACUGGUGCGCGGUGGAAGCGGGAACAAACGAGCGCUGAUUCAGUGUGCAAAGGACAUCGCCAAGGCCUCAGAUGAGGUAACGAGAUUGGCUAAAGAAGUGGCCAAGCAGUGCACUGACAGACGAAUCAGAACGAACCUGCUGCAGGUCUGUGAACGAAUUCCCACCAUCAGCACUCAGCUAAAGAUCCUUUCUACUGUCAAAGCCACCAUGUUGGGAAGAACAAACAUCAGUGAAGAGGAGUCAGAGCAGGCCACAGAGAUGUUGGUUCACAAUGCCCAAAAUUUGAUGCAGUCAGUGAAGGAGACUGUCAGAGAAGCAGAAGCAGCAUCCAUCAAGAUUCGCACGGAUGCAGGAUUCACCCUCCGCUGGGUGAGGAAGACCCCGUGGUACCAAUGAACAACCCAACCCGCUGAUCCUGUCAACUUCCUGGUAUCAGUUACUCAAACCUCGACUGAAGAGCUUUGAGCGUCCUUAUAGAGUUAAAGAGAAAUGAGAGGAUGUGGAGCCAUUCUCUGCUGUUGUUUGAGUGUAAAACAGCAGAAAUCAGCAGGUUUGAUUUAUAGGCGUAACUUCAGCUUCGCACAUGCUGAUCUGAGACCGUUUCUAUUAUAUAUUUUUGGUAUGUUGAGUUACAAGAAUUUAUCUAAAUGCUAGGUCUAUAAUAUAUAUUUUUGCAUGAUUUUUUUUCUAUUUUCUAAAUCUGCGAUAUUUAACUCUCAGAAGAUAUUUACUUUGCAAUGUUUUUUUCAGUAGUUUCUUAAUCAUAUAUAUAUAUAUAUAUAUGUAUAUUUAUAUAUAUAUAUAUAUAUAUAUACAAAAAAAAUCAUUGGUUUUACGGACAAUAUUCAACUUAAUUUGUUCAGUUUGACACUAGAGCGUAGAGUCAUUUGUGAGCAGAAGACCUCUAUUAUCCUCUUGUUUACAUUCAGUGUGAACCAAGCACAGAUCUAUAAAUUAGAUGCAGAUUUAUGAUGUUUUACUCGGGUGACAAAAAGAUUUUCUGGAUUAAAAGCUUUCAAAACGUCUCAUUGACUGCUGAAAAAGUAUAACUUAAAGGAUAAAAGAAUGUGCUGGUCUGUCAGUCAAACUUAGCUUAAUGUGUUUUGACUUCUUUACUUUAAUUUUUUUUAUUCUAUCAGUGAAUGAUGCCAAAGGAUUUAUUUUACUUCACUGUAAAUCUUAUUUGGUUUACUUAACUAAAAAAAAUCAGGUUAUUGUAAGCAACAAUGUAGAACAGUUUCUGAGACCUUGUAAUACUGUUUGAGUUUUUUCUUGCAAAAACAGGAGUGAACUUUAUUUUUAUUUAACCUGUGUUCUGUAACAGUUAAACUGUUUGUGAUUUUUUCAGACAUUUAUAUCAACAUCCAGAUGUUUUCUCCUCAGCAGACCCAGCCUGAACACUCUAAUGCAAUUUUUUAAGACCCCGGUGGUUUGAGAAGAACAUUUCUAUGUGACAUCAAGAACUUAUAUAUAGUUUUUCAGGUUUAAACAAACAAAGAUUUUAUUAUGAGUGUUUAGAAUUAAAGCCACUGAUGUCACAUAUUUCUAAUGCAUAUUUUCAUUCCUUUGUUUGUUUGUUUUUUGUUGUUGUUUUCUUAUUACCUUGGGUGAGUAUGUGUGUGUGUAGUCUCUUUACUUAACACGGUAUUAGUGAGCAAUCCCUGUUAAAUGUAGGGAUGAAGCUUUGACUAACAGCACAGGAAGUUGCUUUUAUUUUGGAGGAAAGUGGGGUGGGAUGUGGGGGUUUACUGAGCAUGUAGUGGUCACAGCCUCUUCACUGGGAGUGACGGGUUGUAGAGCUGUACGUGCUUCGUGUUUAACUACACGCUGAAUGUUCUCUGAUAGUCUCUAGCCCUGCCAACACAUCUGCUGUGCCUUGAAAGAAUAAAGACUAUGAUAAAAACUGG
Molecule: messenger RNA, 5157 nt
Organism: Nothobranchius furzeri (turquoise killifish)
Lineage: Eukaryota; Metazoa; Chordata; Actinopteri; Cyprinodontiformes; Nothobranchiidae
Product: vinculin
Biological process (GO): cell adhesion
Cellular component (GO): actin cytoskeleton; focal adhesion; plasma membrane
Molecular function (GO): beta-catenin binding; actin filament binding; alpha-catenin binding
Source: RefSeq, a predicted model, not a curated record